AUCUCGGCCAGCUAAAAAGGAGACGAUGGACGCGAAGACGUUGAUACUGUUGACCGUGGCCGUGGCCAUAUUCGCCUGCCACACGAUCGCACAGCCACAUUACAUUGAGGUGUCCGAGGAAUCAGAGGAAUGGUGUCCACCAGAAAAUAACAAUACCGAUAAUAACAAUCCGAAUAGAACCGAUCACGACUCCGCCCUGUGCGCCAACUUCCAGCACAUUCGCGCUAUGAUCAAUCAGGAGGCCCUGCUCAAUCUGAUCGAGGUGCACUACAAUUGUGAUCUGAAGUUCCGCCGCGCCAUGCGGUACUACAACACAGCCGGAUUCGAGAGGACCACCCAGCAGCUCACGGAUACGGAUGCCUACAAGACCGUUCUCAAGGAACUGCAGUCGGAGAGCGUGGAUACCGCCGACAUUGAGACCGUGGCGGAUAUCUUCCAUUGCAUCAUACUGCCCGUCCGCCAGCCCGAUCGCAACUGCGACUGCAAGGCCGUGAAGCACCACACCUUCGUCGGCGAUCUGCUCUCCAUCAUGCCGAAGCAGGAGGUGCACAACUAUGUGGCACAGUCCCAGGCGAAUCACACCAACUUCGGCAACUUCACCAAGGCGGUGGUCUCCAAGCAAUUCCAGGCCACGCUCAAGGCCAACAUUAACAAGCGCGACGUGGUGAAGCCACUGCGCACCCUGCGCAAGAACGGCUGGGACAUCCCAGAGCUGCUACGCGCCAUGCUGACCAUCUUCCAGUGGUGAGUGGAGUACUCGUAGCCGGAGUGGAGUAUUCAAUGUGUCUCCAUUGUAUGUAUGUAAGCCCAAUAAAGCAACAAGUGAAAGGAAACUGUUCCGCAGAAGCG
This is a messenger RNA of Drosophila melanogaster (fruit fly), 849 nucleotides long. RefSeq lists its product as uncharacterized. The transcript is spliced from 2 exons. The coding region runs from base 26 to 748 and encodes 240 amino acids. NCBI's taxonomy places the organism in Eukaryota, Metazoa, Arthropoda, Insecta, Diptera, Drosophilidae. The record is from RefSeq and is marked reviewed.